Messenger RNA from Liolophura sinensis, 334 nucleotides. Its product is annotated as stress-associated endoplasmic reticulum protein 2-like. Gene Ontology annotation, cellular component: endoplasmic reticulum. Gene Ontology annotation, biological process: endoplasmic reticulum unfolded protein response. The record is from RefSeq and is a predicted model, not a curated record. Lineage: Eukaryota; Metazoa; Mollusca; Polyplacophora; Chitonida; Chitonidae. Bases 109 to 303 code for a protein of 64 amino acids. The transcript has 3 exons.
CACAUCCCUUUCGGUCGCCGAUCUCUGAUAAAAGGAGACGAAAACGACAAGUGCUGCAAAAACUUAGAAUUUGUCAGUCACAGGAAAUUUACGAAACGAAUACUCAAAAUGCCUAGCAAACAGAGAAUGCGAAUUGCCAACGACAAACACAGCAAGAAUGUAUUAACGCGAGGGAAUGUCCCAAAAUCAUUGAAACCCUCAGAAGAGAAAUACCCUGUUGGACCUUGGUUGAUAGCUCUCUUUAUAUUUGUGGUGUGUGGAUCAGCGGUAUUCCAGAUCAUACAGAGUAUUCGGAUGAGUUAACCCCCUUGAUGAAAACAUCAGUGUCCAUUCG